GGCAGCGGCUGCUCCAGCACCGACACGGCCAGCGAGCACUCGGCCGACGAGGGGGGGGGCGGCGGCUCGGGGCCCCCCGGGGACCCCCCCUCGGGCUCGGGGCCCCCCCCGGGGCCGCCCCCCGGGCCGGCCGAGGCCGCGUUCCGGCGGCUGCGGUGCCAGCGGGUCCUGGCGCGGCGCGACGGCGUUUUCCGGCCGGCCGUGGUGAAGCAGCUGCGGCGCGGCCACGACCUGGGCGUGCAGUUCGCCGGCGACCGCGGCAUCACCUUCCUCGAGGGGGGGCUGCUGUGGGGCGACCCCCCCCAGGUGGUGCUGGACGCCACCCCCCCGGCGGGCGCGCUGGGCGUGGGCACGGCCGUGUGCGCCCGCCUGGACCCGCAGGAGACGCUGUACCGGCCGGGCACGGUGGUGGAGGUGAGCGCCAAGCCCCCCUCGUACCGCGUGCGCUUCGCCCCCCCGCCCCCCGCGCCCCCCGUCUGGGUGCCCCGCUCAGGGCUGCGCCUGCUGCGGCCCCCCUGGCCCCCCCAGGGCCCCCCGGACCCCCCGCGCCCCGAGGAGGACGAGGAGCCGCCGCUGCCCCGCGGCCCCGAGGACGCCGAGGUGUCCAAGCUCAGCUCGGCCCCGCGGCCCGGCCCGGCCCCCGGCGUUGCGGGAGGGGGGGGAGUCGCGGCUCCCGCCGCCCCCCACCCCGCCCCCGCGCCCGGGGGGGGCCCGGCGGGGACCCCCCAGCCCAAGUACAAGAAGGGGGACGUGGUUUGCACCCCCAACGGCAUCCGCAAGAAGUUCAACGGGAAGCAGUGGCGGCGGCUCUGCUCCCGCGACGGCUGCACCAAGGAGUCCCAGCGCCGCGGGUUCUGCUCCCGCCACCUCUCCAUGCGCACCAAGGAGCUCGAGGGGCUCCCCGAGGGCCGCCCGGGACCCCCGGGACCCCCCGCCCCGGGGGGGGGCCAGCGCGGGGGCAGCGCCGACUUCGAGUGGGACGAGACGUCGCGGGAGAGCGACGGCGACG
Lepidothrix coronata (blue-crowned manakin) is the source of this 1009-nucleotide messenger RNA. RefSeq names its product protein capicua homolog. The annotation marks the transcript as partial. The record is from RefSeq and is a predicted model, not a curated record. Gene Ontology annotation, biological process: regulation of transcription by RNA polymerase II. Lineage: Eukaryota; Metazoa; Chordata; Aves; Passeriformes; Pipridae. The transcript has a single exon. Gene Ontology annotation, molecular function: DNA-binding transcription factor activity, RNA polymerase II-specific; RNA polymerase II transcription regulatory region sequence-specific DNA binding. Gene Ontology annotation, cellular component: nucleus.